Pseudophryne corroboree (corroboree frog) is the source of this 2006-nucleotide messenger RNA. RefSeq lists its product as uncharacterized. Bases 139 to 822 code for a protein of 227 amino acids. The transcript has 2 exons. The record is from RefSeq and is a predicted model, not a curated record. Lineage: Eukaryota; Metazoa; Chordata; Amphibia; Anura; Myobatrachidae.
CAAACAGAGGUGCCACGGACCAGCAGCGGACUUGCGUCGGGGAUUGGUUCCUUCUUCAGGCCGGAUCUCCUACAGGAUUCGUCGGACGACGAGGUGGAAGUGCAGCAGCCCGCUGUUUCUACAUCCCUGUCUGCACAAAUGCAAUUGGUGGCAGACGUACAGGAAGGGCAGGAUCCCUCAAAUGUUCAGAGGGUACACACCCUGGCAGCAGAGAUGACUGCCCGCCAGGAUACCUACACGAAUGUCGUUGAAACCAGACUGGACGCCAUUGAGAAGAUAAUGGAGAAGAUGGCAAACGGUCUGAUUGAAAUGCAAAAGGCUCAUGCCGACAGCACGGCAGAAACGCAAAAGACCAGACGAGAAGAUCACAGGGAGACUAUGGACAUCCUUCACGUUCUGGCCACAUCCAUCAACCGGCUGGUGGAUAACACAUCAUGCCUGGCACACAGCGUUGACAACAUGUCGGAGAGCCAACGACAUUCGGCAUCCAGCCAACAGAUCAUCGCAACCACACUGCACAUGAUGUACGAUAAGCUCCCAGAGCCAGCUCAUCAACACGCUGGUGAACCACCACAUCCGCCAUCACAAGCCACACGGACGCCUCCUUCCCUUCUUCCACCACCAUCCUGGUAUAGAUGGUCACAGCUGUACCAAGGAUAUACAGGGAUGUACCCCACCCACCAGAUGCCUCCACCACCAACACCGGCCGCAUCAUCUACACCCGCACGGCCACCGAGGCCAAGUCAACGCACUCCCCAGCCGCCCAGGGCAUCGACGCCCCAUCAGGAGGAAGAAGAGGAUCCGGACGGACAACCACCAUAAGCCCGGUCGUAUUGUUUUAUUAUUUACUCUUAUGUUUCAUGUUUCCCUUUCUCGCCCUCCCAUUAGUUUUUUUUUUUUUUCUUAAUAAUGUUGUAUGUUUGUGUUGGGCUCCCCCUCUCUCGACCGGAUACUACCAAGGACCUUUAUGUCUAGGCAUACAUGCGCGGGCAUGUAUGCGGGCGCGUGUGGUAACUGAUGAAAGCUCCUUGUGGUUACAUGUAUGAUGGGCCAAAGAGCUAUUCUGAUACCACUUUUUUUUUAAAAAACAAACUCCUUUUUGUAUUGGUGUAAAAUAGGCUUUCACUUUUGUGUGAAUUUACUAUUCACUAGUGUUUAUUUUUGGCUUCUUCAUAGGAUUGGGUGGAAAAUUGAAGUGGAUGGCGUAGUUCGUGUUGUGCGUACCAAGGUGAGUAAAGCCAUGUUUCAAUGUAUAUAUUCAAGAAACUUUGGACCGCCUGCCCUUGUGGAACAACACAGUCCAGCAAUGGGUCAUGCUGGGCUGUGUGGUUCCACAAGUGCAGGCGUGUCAAAGUGCUGACCACUGACACCACUCUUCCACUUUGGACCGCCUGCCCUUGUGGAACAACACAGUCCAGCAAUGGGUCAUGCUGGGCUGUGUGGUUCCACAAGUGCAGGCGUGUCAAAGUGCUGACCACUGACACCACUCUGCCACUUUGGAACGCCUGCCCUUGUGGAACAACACAGUCCAGCAAUGGGUCAUGCUGGGCUGUGUGGUUCCACAAGUGCAGGCGUGUCAAAGUGCUGACCACUGACACCACUCUUCCACUUUGGACCGCCUGCCCUUGUGGAACAACACAGUCCAGCAAUGGGUCAUGCUGGGCUGUGUGGUUCCACAAGUGCAGGCGUGUCAAAGUGCUGACCACUGACACCACUCUUCCACUUUGGACCGCCUGCCCUUGUGGAACAACACAGUCCAGCAAUGGGUCAUGCUGGGCUGUGUGGUUCCACAAGUGCAGGCGUGUCAAAGUGCUGACCACUGACACCACUCUUCCACUUUGGACCGCCUGCCCUUGUGGAACAACACAGUCCAGCAAUGGGUCAUGCUGGAUUGUGUGGUUCCACAAAUGUUCUUGGGAAAGGAAUGAACAUGACAUCAUUAGUGUCUUUACUUAAUAUGGAAUUUUUUUCCCCACAGAUAUCUACACAAGAAAAGAAUGUAAAGA